Messenger RNA from Lodderomyces parapsilosis, 822 nucleotides. RefSeq lists its product as uncharacterized. Bases 1 to 822 code for a protein of 273 amino acids. Gene Ontology annotation, molecular function: mismatch base pair DNA N-glycosylase activity. Gene Ontology annotation, biological process: base-excision repair, AP site formation. Lineage: Eukaryota; Fungi; Ascomycota; Pichiomycetes; Serinales; Debaryomycetaceae. The record is from RefSeq and is a predicted model, not a curated record. The transcript has a single exon.
AUGUCACAAGAACUAAAGAGUAUCAUACAGUCAUUCAAAUAUGACAAAGAUCCAGAUGUCAAGGUCAAGCUGAAGGAUGCCAGAGUUCGCAAGAACUCGCCAACAGGAAGGAAGCUUAAUUCCAGAAAGAUGACAAAAUCGGUAGUAACUGAUACGACCAAGUUACCUGACUUGGGUCCAUCGUUGAGUUCCAACUUAACAGUGUUGUUCGUGGGGUUCAACCCGGGAGUCCAAUCAUCAAUUCAGCAGCAUCAUUAUGCCCACCAUUCGAAUUUAUUUUGGAAAUUGUUUAACCAAUCAAGGAUAUUGGAGAGGAUGGUGGCAAAGGGAAGGAUAACCAAUGUUGGAUUGCAAAAUGAUCGUGUUUUAAACAACUUUCUCAAAAAUGGAUGCUCAGCCAAAGAUGAUUUUGAUUUGGUAACUUAUGGAAUUGGCUUCACAGAUUUAGCAUUGCGAUGCACGGCAACAGCAGCAGAAUUGACAAAUGAUGAGAAAUUGGAUAAUAUACCACGUCUUUUACAAGAGAUUGAGUUCAGUAAUGCCAAAAAUGUUGUGUUUAUUGGCAAAGGUAUAUGGGAAAUGGUUGUGAAGUACUUCUCAUUGAGAUUGGGAAUAAAAGUUAAACUAGAUAAGGUCAAUUUUCGAUGGGGAAAGAUUGAAGUUGGAAUUGACGAACGAUACAAUGGAAUUAUAGAUCAAAUAAGCUCACAGAUACCUCGGGAAACAGCAAUUCACGUGUUUCCAAGUACCUCUGGACUAGUUGCAAGUAUGUCUUUUCAAGAAAAAUUGCAACUUUGGCAAAACUUAAGCGAUAGCAUUUGA